AUAUUAAAAAUAGAAUUAAGAAAGAAAAAACAAGUGACUACAUUUGCGAGACAAAAGUUAUUUUUAUUAUAUAUCUAUCAUGUUUGGGACUUCUAAGCCUUUUAAAUGUUUUAAACUUGGGUUUAGUGAAAUAUUUACUCAGGCGAUAUUACAACCAGCUAAAACCAACACUUCACGAAGGACGCCCGUGAAAAGCUUAGGCGCCAUUUUGGCUCAAACAAACUCAGGGUUGCACUUCUUUCUAAAAUGUGUGUUAUUUGGAUAGAUAGCUAGGCCAGCCACCAAGAUCAGAUGGAUGCUUAUUGACGACCGCAAAAAACUCGCUCUUGUAUUCAGUCGAAAACCGGCUCUUGGGCCUCCAGGCCGCACUUUGAUAGCGAGCUAGUUACGUGUCACCGCAUUAUUAUUCACUUCAACGCUAACGCUAAGCUAGUUUGGCAAGUGUUUACAACAUGGGUGGAUGUUCAGCUCCGAACUGCUCUAACUCCACAACCAUCGGGAAACAACUUUUUCGAUUUCCGAAAGACCCCGUGCGAAUGAGAAAAUGGCUUAUAAACUGUCGACGGGAUUUUGUGCCAACUCCGUGCUCCAGACUGUGUCAGGACCAUUUUGAGGAGAGUCAGUUUGAGGAAAUCGCCAGGUCACCAGCAGGGGGAAAGAAACUAAAACCCAAUGCAGUACCCACAUUAUUCAACGUGCCCGACCCCCCUUCACCCAUCACCCCCCACGUAGUCCUCCCAAUUAAACAUGAACCAGGCAAAAGUGAGUGUUUUCGUGUUCUUAAUUCGGCGGAGAAAGACUUAAAAGUCGGGGACCAUGGUUACGCACGCCGGCAGCCGCGAGUGGACCUCGAGGAGGAAGGGUUGCAGAGGUUGGAGGAGGAGCGGCCAUGCUGUCUGUGCCAGCACUACAGAGCCCAGCUGGAGCAGCAGCAGCAGCACACCGCCAGGCUACAGAGGGAGGUGGAGGAGAUGAAGAAGCGACUGCACAAGCUGAGCAAGAUGGAGAAGGGGCUGCAGAUGUUCCUGUACGAGGACCAGAUCCGGGCACUGACUCUGGCCAAGCGCUCGCGGCGGGCCGUAUGGUCCCACGACACGGUUCUGGCCGCCCGCAAGAUCCGCUGCGCCGUCGGCGUGAAAGGAUACGAAUUCCUGCGGGAACUAGGCUACCCCCUCCCCUCGUACAGGACUCUGUGUAACCGCCUGGAGCCUAAAAUGUUGAUGACGACGAGUAUGCAGGAGGACCUGGCAGAACUCGGGCUGGGUAUCAUAACUGAAUGCGACAGCCCAGAAGCCAAUGGGACCAGUGACGAGGGACUCAUUGGAAUUAUGACAUAAGACUUGCUGCUUUGGAGAGUUUUACACAUGCGUUCAAUACAUACAAGGGUGUGUGUGUGUGUGUGUGUCUCUGUCUGUCUGUCUGUCUGAGAGUAUUUUCUAUUUUUCAUAGAGUAGGCCAGUGUAAACUGCCCCAUCAGCUGAAAGAAGCAGGAUAGCAGAACUCCUUGCAUUGACAGCAUUUUUAUGUUUAAUCAAGCAUGUUUAUUUUGUAGAUUUUGUCUGUCAUAGAUAUCACAAAGAAGCCAAACAAUGGUUUAGAAUUUUGUCUCACAGUGGUUGUUUAAUGAAACAUUAACUAAAUCAGAAGUUUACAGGCUACCUGUCCUCCUGGCAAUAUUCAACCUGUCAUGAACUGCCUAAACAUCAGUCAUGUAGAAUGGGAGCCUCCCCUCACUAACCUUUAUUAAGAAGGGGACCAACGUGCUGCUCCUUUGUUUACCUUUGGUAGUGUAAGAACACGAACUGGUGACAUAAAUGACUCAUAAGCUACUGUUGGCAAUGCAGAGGUGCUGCUCAAAAACCCAAAUGACUUCAGGGAGCUGGCAUUGCUUUCAUUUUGCCCUUCUGGUGAUCCCUCUUCCAAAGCAGAUCCUGUCUGACGCGGCGGCAUCAUUUUUGACCGUUUCAGAUGCUGCCAAGGAGUCUUCAGUCAGUAGAAGACCAACUUUAAUCAAGCUUCUUGUGCGCAUUAUAUAUAUAACUAUAUAUAGAGAGAGAGCAUGUGUUGCAGUGAUGGGCUCCUACCUUUACUUGAAUCCUGCACUUUGGUCUAGUUUUAAGGGGGUACUGGGCAGCAAGUUGCUAUUUGCACAACUAAAAUCAAUUCAUGCGAUAUGUUGUACUUCUAAAAGACUGGAAGGUUUACACUUUCUGCAUUUUAUAUCUGAGUGGCUUGGGGUGCCUUCUACAAAACAAAACAAAACAAAAAAAACAGCAAAGUAAAGGAAAAAAAAAAACAGUGGUUAUUCCCAUCUAAAUGAGGAGGGCACAAGGCUUCCUGUUGUGUGAAAUAGGAAGAGUGGUUUUGUUGAGCUUUGGAAUUUUUGGGGCCCUACACGUACGUGUGCGAGCACGUCACAGCUGUCUGACCGUUGAUGUCAUGGAGCAUUAAUAUCUCUGUACUUCACAGGGUUUCUUACUUACCCAUAUUUGAAUAACUGCUCUUUGUAUCGGAUCCCCCUCUCUCCUUUGUUUUGGCCAGAUGUUGUUCCAUCAUUAGUUCUUAAGCAAGAAAGUUAAGAGUCUAGUCAUGUGUUUUGGAGUUGUUUUUUCCUCUCAUCUAUCAACAUGAGGACAAAAAAGUGAAGCCAAUGGAAUAAAAAUGAAAACUAAU
Messenger RNA from Electrophorus electricus (electric eel), 2673 nucleotides. RefSeq lists its product as uncharacterized. Gene Ontology annotation, cellular component: nucleus. The record is from RefSeq and is a predicted model, not a curated record. NCBI's taxonomy places the organism in Eukaryota, Metazoa, Chordata, Actinopteri, Gymnotiformes, Gymnotidae. Gene Ontology annotation, molecular function: RNA polymerase II cis-regulatory region sequence-specific DNA binding; DNA-binding transcription factor activity. Gene Ontology annotation, biological process: regulation of transcription by RNA polymerase II.